Molecule: messenger RNA, 3489 nt
Organism: Chrysochloris asiatica (Cape golden mole)
Lineage: Eukaryota; Metazoa; Chordata; Mammalia; Afrosoricida; Chrysochloridae
Exons: 22
Coding region: 1-3489 (1162 amino acids)
Source: RefSeq, a predicted model, not a curated record
AUGUUCACGCUCUCUCUCCUCAGCCGGGGACAUGGGAAGUUGGUCCAGAACAAACAGAAGUUAGAAGUCUAUUUUGAACCAGAGGAUUACUUGAACUGGAAGUCUCCAGAAGAUUAUGUCCUGGUCAGGAAAUCCCAGAAUGACAACAAUGAUGACCAGGCCUCCUGGAGUCUCUUUCUUCCUAAAACUUUCAGCACUAGAAAGGGUGCCCUGAUUCUCUACUCAGAAGGUUUAGCCAUAUCAGCAUGGACACCAGAAGAGAGAAGAAAAGGCACCUGUCACUCCAAAGGCUAUAGGAAGAGGUUGGGUCUCAAACUGCGUACACUUCAAGACCUCAAAGAAGCCAUCUUGGCAUAUGGAAGGAAUGAGAGGGAGCAGAACAAAGCCUGGCAACCAUACCUCCACUUCCAAAGCCAGCCAGAGAGCCAGGCCCAACGGCAGAUCCAGCCUGGGUAUUCAGCCAAGCGAUACCUCCGAGGCCUCUUGCGGAAAUGGCCCCCUGACACCAUAUACAGGCUCCAAUGUGCAGGACACAUCAAGGAUUCGGUGCUGCUCCAAGACAGUCAACUUAAUGUACUAAAGAACCUCAGGCCACAACAGGAUCUUUCAGGUGCUCCCCCCAAAUACCACUGCCUGCCUGUUUUCCCUCCAUUUUGGAUUCAACAAGGAAAAUCUUUUGAACAAGGUCAACAGGACCUGGAUGAAGGGGAAGCUGGGACUGGUGGACAUGUGGACGAGGACUCAGUAGCUGAGAAUCACAGCAGUCAUAGGACUCACUUACCACCACUCAGGAAGCAGCCCUGGCAGGAAGAUGAAAACUGGGCCCAGGACACGUCAACUGAGAAUCACCCUCGUAUCCAUGCUUCAAAGGAAAGCCACAAAGAAAAGGCACAGCAGACCUCCAGGAGGGCCUUAGGGCAUGCCCACAUAGAUCAUUCCUGGCUCCUAAGUGACAAAUCCCACAUUGCAUUCUAUGGAGGCGCCUUCCCCAAUAGGAAGGCAGAUCUCAGUGACAAACAAGGAAAUGUGAAGUUCCUCAAGGGCAGAAGCGAUGGCUUGUUACAGAAGCCUCCUGCGGAAAGAUGCCUUUUCCCUCCAUUACCAUCUGCCACUGGCUCAGAGAAAAACACACCUGAGGAACUUCAGAAGAAAAAGGUGCCAAAGGCUUUGAAAUUACCUUCCAUCUCAGAAGAACCACCCAGACUCCUGGACCCCAUGAGGAAUCAAUUGAAAGCCAAGGAGCCCCCAACAGAGCUCUUCAUCUUUCCAGUGGAGAUUCAUUUCCACACCCAAAACCUCCCAAAAGGAAAAGCCUGCAGAAAAGGUGCUUCAGGCCCUGAGUCAGGACCGGGAACAGGAGAAGAGGCCAGGCCACUAUGGAAGCCUCUUCUGAAACAUGGGGCCUUAGAAAGGCCUAGAGGGUUAACAGUGCAACUCCCAGAGGACACGGGCAGGCACAUGCUCUCACCUCAAGGUAGUUACUCUCUCCUUCCAGCAUCUCACAGAAACCUCAUUCUGAAGGGAAGCAAAGCAAGUCAUACAAAGGUGCUCAGCCAAGAAAAAGGAGGCUGGAAGGGAGGGGACCUGAGCAAAAUGAAUGUCGGGGCCGAGGCUAAGGUACGAGGGCAGUGGGAAGCCUCAAGUGCGGCUUUCGGGGAUAAGGAAGAGUCCAGAGACCCCACACUGAGAGACUUCUUCUUGGGUCCAGAUGGACAAAAAGUCUGCCUGUCCCUCCUGGGGCCUACCCAAACUGAGGAUCUUCUGCCAGCUGAAGGUAACACUGAAUCCGGGCCCACUCUUCUCAUGAAUCUUUAUGAAGCCUCAUCUUUGACCUCAAAGCCAGAUAAGCAGGGAACCCAGCAGUCCUUGGAGGCAGCAACUCAGAAGACAGGAGAGCCUCAAAGUUGUAUAAAUAAAGGGCUGAUAUGUUCAAACGGAAAAGAAUUUUACACACGCAAGCUGCACAUCGACAUGACGCCGUUCCUGAAGGAAACUAGAGAUAGACUGGACCAUCAAGAAGAAGCAGGAGGACUCCUUGAAGAAAAUCAUCAAGACAGCCAAGAUUCAGAAUCAAGGAGCAUGACCCUUAGCCCUUUCAACACCUCCCCAACCCCUGAGCCACAUUCUGUCCCAAAGGGGGGCAGAGAGAAUGACAUAUACCACCUGCACAGAGGACUUCAGGGACAUGGGUCUGGGUCACAAGAGAGAUUGGAUACUGUGGAUGCAUCUCUUCUUUCAGCAGAAAGAGAAAGGAAGGCUGAAACAAGAUUAUUCAACCAGCAGACACCAACCAGCAUCAGUAUUGAGAGGGAACUGACUGACAAAGUCAAGAGAAAGAAGAGAACUAAGACAGACAAGUCCAAGACAUCCAAAGAGGAACAAGAAGGAAAGGUUCAUGGUAGAGCAGAGGCUGCUAUUGGAAAGUCAAAGGAAUCAAAGGCUGAAAAGAAAUCAGAGCAAAUCCCCAAAGAGAAAAGGAUGGGAGCCAAAAAGAAAAAGAGGCAAAAGGAAAGGAAUCUGGAUAUGGCAAAGAUGAGUGGGCCUGAUAUCAAUAAUUUUGAGGAAACAAAAGACACCUCAGAUAGAGGUUUCUUUCAUUCAAGCUCCGUAGAAGAGGACUCUUGGCCCUCUCCCAAAUAUGAUGCUCAGGAAAGCCAAGUUUCCAUAGAUGGAAGAUUAUCGCCCACCCAGACUGUAACUGUCAAUGGAGACAUGGGAUCUGAAGAAAAGAAAAGCCUUGAUGAUCCUUCGAAGGACCUUCUUGCCAAGAGGGAGCAGGAGAAAGCUUUCCGGGACAAGCUGCGAACAGAGAAGGCGGAGAUGAGAAGGUUGGAGGUCGAGAGGAAAAGGAGGGAGCAGGAGGAGCAGAGGCGACUCCAGCAGGAGCAAUUGGAGCGGGCAGAGAUGAUGAAGGAGGAGCUGGAGCUGGAGCAGCAGAGACGUGCGGAGGAGAUCCGCUUGAGGAAACGGAGACUGCAAGAAGAACAGCAACUGCAGGAGGAGGCGGAGAGAAAGCAGCGGCUUCAGUUGCAAGCAGCGCAGGAGAGAGCCCAGCAGCAGCAGGAAGAGUUCCGGAGGAAACUGCAAGAACUGCAGCGGAAAAAGCAACAGGAGGAAGCUGAGAGGGCUGAGGCAGAGAAGCAAAGGCAGAAGGAGUUGGAAAUGCAGUUAGCAGAAGAACAAAAACGCCUGUUAGAAAUGGCUGAGGAAGAGCGGCUAGAGUACCUGCGACAGAAACGGGAAGUAGAAGAGAAGAGUUGGCUGGAGGCAGAGGAGAGGAGGAAAAAGGAAGAGGAAGCAGCAAGGCUAGCUCUCGAGGAAGCCACGAAGCAAGCCCAGGAACUAGCCAGGCAAAAAGCUGCUUUGGAAGAACAUCUUCAUUUCCAUCAAGAGCUCCAAAAGGAAGCCAGAGGCCUGCGCUGGACACAAGACAUUUCUAGACCAUGGGUCUACUCUUAUUUCCAGUUCCUACAAAUGCCCAGGCCUUAA